CAUUAAAUAUGCUGUAGAUCAACUUUUGGGUCAUCUCACAUUAUUCGAAAUUUAUUUCUCAAUAUGACAAUGUACAUAUUGUAACCCCAAGUACGUUAAUAGCCGAGAUAAUACACCGUUUAUGACACCCUAUAAAUCUCAAAAAAUAUUGCCCAAUUCAAAUUCUCGAACUUCCGGUUUGUUUAAUAGCCACCUAGCGGCAGACCAGUGGCUCCCGGGCUUGUUUCUUGUGUUACAGAUUGAAGAUGAGGCCUUUAUUGAUACUGUUGCUCUUGGUUAUAUUUAACAGUGCAUCAACAAGAGCUGGAAAAAAAGUCACUGCUGACCUGAGCUUUGCCAGUCAUUAUGGAGAUCACAUGGUGUUGCAACAAGCACCUAAGCAGGCUAUGGUAUGGGGGUUUGCAAAAACUCUAGGAUCAGUAGUCAAAAUCACUGUACAGAAUGAUUCUUAUUCUGCCACUGUGCAAAAAAAUCCUCAAGACAACCCAGGACCAGGUGUAUGGAAAGUUUUAUUAAAGCCCACACCCUCUUCCACUCCCCCUGUGAUUAUAAGUGUUAAAUCUGUUGAUGGACAGGUGGCAAUAAAAGAUGUCCUCUUUGGAGAUGUAUGGCUGUGCUCAGGACAAAGCAACAUGCAGUUUACAACAGAUAUGAUGCUGAAUGCAAGUGAAGAGCUUGAAGGAGCCUCAAAGUACACUCAAGUAAGACUUUUCACUGCUAGUCAAGUGACAUCAGAUGUGCCACUUCUUAACUUAAAAAGUGUAGAAGAGGUUUGGUCCUUAGCAGCAAAAGACACUGUUGGUCACCAGCCAUGGAAAUAUUUCUCAGCAGUGUGCUGGUUGUAUGGGCGGAUGCUAUAUGACAGGCUCAAGUAUCCCGUAGGCCUGAUAGACACAACUUGGGGAGGGACCCCUGUAGAAGCUUGGUCAUCCCCAGAUGCUCUUAGGCAGUGUUAUGGUCAUAGCAACCAAGACAGAGUAAAAGUGAAUGACCCACUGUUUCCAGAGGCUCCAGGUGACCAUACUGUCCUGUGGAAUGCCAUGAUACAUCCUUUCCUCAACACAACUAUUUAUGGAGCUAUCUGGUAUCAAGGGGAGGCCAAUGCUUCACCGCCUACUAUGAACAAAUACAAGUGUACAUUCCGUGCCAUGAUUGUUGACUGGAGACAGAAGUGGCAUGAAGGCACCAUGGGACAGACUGAUGAAAAUUUUCCAUUUGGUUUUGUCCAGCUAGCUCCAUGGAGAACAAAACCUAACAGUCCAUCUGGUUUUUCUACCAUACGCUGGCAUCAGACGUAUGACAUGGGCUAUGUACCUAAUUAUGACCUGCCCAAGGUCUUCAUGGCAGUGGCCAUGGAUUUACCUGACCCUAAAUCGCCCUGGACCGGCAUCCAUCCUAGAGACAAAAUAGAUGUAGCCAAGAGACUGGUGCUGUCAGGACUUGCUGUAGCAUAUGGUAAGAGUGGAAUCAAGUUCCAGGGCCCUUUGCCUUCAGCAUACUUCAUUGAUAUAGGCUACUACACUCUAAGGGUAGAGUAUGACAGUGGGAAAACGCCGCUGGAAAUAAGGAGUAGUGCUGGAUUUGAGCUUUGUUGCUCCCAUGACAACACCAGUAUAAGCCAGUGCAAUGAGACAAGCACGCUGUGGCAUGAAGUUCCCCUUGUGUCCCAUGACAGCACUUCCGUCACCAUGUCUUAUGGGAAAGUUGCUGGCUGUGUCGGGCAGUGGGUUAUGGGCAUGCGUUAUGCCUGGAGAGAAACACCAUGUGAAUUCCUGGCUUGUCCUAUUUACAGUGUGGAGAAUGGUCUUCCUGCACCACCUUAUGUAACUGUGGGCAUUAUAGGCUAUGUUGUGUGAUUUCAGAUGGUUAGAGACAAAAUAUGUUUUAUCAACUCCAGCUGUAAAUUAUUAAUUUGCCCACACAUUGCAGAUUAUUUUUUGACAUCGUAAUUAGUGGUCAUGCCAGAGCUGUGAUGAAAAUGUCUACGGACAGUUGCAGUAACUUUUCUUGUGUUUAUCUCUAUUAUACACUAUAGGUGACUUUUAGACAAUCUUUGACACAGAGAAACCUUCUUGAAUUAUGAGUAUAAUAAUAUUAUACAGAAAAGUUAUUUAUGUCUCCUCAUUAACCCAAGCAAAAGGAUAAGUAAAUGACAAACACAGAUAUAGUGUUCCAAAUUUGGCCGGUAGCAGCCGAUUUUAUUGGUCCCUCUAGUAAAGAAUGGUGUUUAUUAUUAUAUAGCAUUAGAUAAUGUUAAUUAGUUAAAAUUACGUAAUGUUAUAUCUUAAAAAAUAAAUAUCAAAACAAAUAGUGCAAAUAUUUUCAUAUGUGGGGUUGCAAAGAGGCCAACAAUUAUUUUAAUUAGCUUUUAUCUGUAGUUUGCAGUCAUUCCAAAAGCUGUUUUGUGAUAACUUAUGGUACAUUGUUGGAUUCAAUAGUAGGAAUACUUGUAUGGAGAUUUUAAGUGAAAAAGUGCAAUGUUAUAGUUCAACCAAAGGCUUUUACAUGUGCAUGUUAACUGUUUUGCUCUUCGAUGUUUUUUUAGUUGCAUGUAUCUGUUUUGUAUACACACUUAUGUAGACUCUACCAUUUUGUAUAUGUACAGUCGUGUCGUGACAAGUUCCCAUAAUUGUUGAUUAACACUUUAUUGCCAAUCGUGAAAUUACAUCCAUUAUCCUGUUUAUAUACAAAGUUUUCAGAAUAAUCAUUUUGAGACAUUUGAAGCUAACAAGAAGUGAAAGAGCUCUCCUACACCCCAUUUCCAUAGAUUUUUAGAUCGAUCUAUCCCUGUGGGGAGUCUCACUAGAUUACUGUCAGCUUGGCC
Molecule: messenger RNA, 2824 nt
Organism: Lingula anatina
Lineage: Eukaryota; Metazoa; Brachiopoda; Lingulata; Lingulida; Lingulidae
Product: sialate O-acetylesterase
Biological process (GO): carbohydrate metabolic process
Molecular function (GO): sialate O-acetylesterase activity
Source: RefSeq, a predicted model, not a curated record